Molecule: messenger RNA, 825 nt
Organism: Lachancea thermotolerans CBS 6340
Lineage: Eukaryota; Fungi; Ascomycota; Saccharomycetes; Saccharomycetales; Saccharomycetaceae
Gene: MAG1
Product: DNA-3-methyladenine glycosylase II
Exons: 1
Coding region: 1-825 (274 amino acids)
Biological process (GO): base-excision repair, AP site formation; DNA alkylation repair; base-excision repair
Cellular component (GO): nucleus; protein-DNA complex
Molecular function (GO): DNA-3-methyladenine glycosylase activity; alkylated DNA binding; DNA-7-methylguanine glycosylase activity
Source: RefSeq, a predicted model, not a curated record
AUGAAGCGAUCUCGUGAAGAAACCGUUGAAUUACCUCAAGACUUUGCAGAGAAACAUAUUGACACCUUUGUCAAAGGAUGUCACCACAUUCUAGGUGUUGAUCCGUCGUUGUACGAUGCCUUGCUGUCGAAAGACUUUCAAUUGUUUCUGAAGAGAGAGCAGCCUCCAAUGGACUUGAAUCAUCAUUUUAUCAAGCUUGCAAGCAGCAUUUUGGCACAGCAAAUAAGUGGCGCAGCCGCGAACAGCGUCAAAAACAAGUUGAUGGCAUAUUAUGGCGGCCAUUUCCCGACAUAUCAGGAAGUUGUUGAAACUUUCCAUAAAAAAGACGUUCAAGAACUCCGAGACUGUGGUUUGUCUGCACGAAAAGUUCAGUACCUGGAGUCACUGGCAAAUUAUUUCAAUGACAACGAAAAGGCCAUUGAAGCACUAUUUGAGCAAGACAACGAAGAAAUUGCAUCUCAACUGGUUGCUAACAUCAAAGGCAUAGGUCCUUGGAGCGCUAAAAUGUUUCUGGUAACGAGCCUGGAAAGGAUGGAUGUUUUUGCCGCUGAUGAUCUGGGCAUAGCAAGAGGGUGCUCUAAAUAUUUAGACUGCCGUCCGGAAAUAUUAAAGGAGUUGAUGAGCAAGCGCGUCCAAGGCAAGACCAAACGCAGCAAGAUUGUCCACAAGAAGAAAAACUGGAAGAUUUAUGACGAGGACAUAGUGGAGAAAUGUGGUGAAAUGUUUGCGCCCUAUAGGAGCAUCUUUAUGUUUAUUCUCUGGAGGUUAUCCAGCACCAACAUCGAUGCUCUGGCCAAGCGGGAGAAGGACUUUGUUGCAAAGUGA